GGGCGGUGCGGGAUCGGGGGGAGGGGGGCGGAUCGCCGCGGUGGCUCCGGCGGAGCGCUGGGCCGGGCCCUCCCCGCGGGGCGGGAGCGGUUCUGGACCGGCAACGGCAGCGCCCGCACAGCCCCGUCCCCGGAGCGGCUUCCCCUCGCCCCGCUCCCCUCCGGCCGGCCCCGGUAGCCCGCUCACCUUCCGCGCAUCCUCCGCUCGCUCCCUCCGUGCUCUCCGCCGCCGGGGAUGCUCCCGGCCCCCCCGGGCAGCGGCUCCGCUCUCCCGCCGGCCCUCUGAGCGCCCUUCCCGCCCCUGCUUCUCCCCUCUCAGGUGCGGGUGAAGCGGGUGAAGCCCCCCCCGCCCGGCGGCUUCCCCCAUGGUGGGCUUCGGGAGCAACCGGAGGGGCGGCCGUCUGCCUUCCCUCGUCUUCGUGGCGCUGCUGGUGGUGAUCGCCAUCCUCGCCUUCAACUGCUGGAACGCCUCGUCCCGCCAGGCCCUGCUGCGGGAGGAGCUGGCGGAGCUGCAGAGCCAGGCCAAGCGCACGGAGGUGGCCCGGGGCCGGCUGGAGAAGAGGAACUCGGACCUGAUGGGCAGGGUGGAUUCCCACAAGAAGCAGCUGGAGCAGAAGGAGGCUGAUUACAGCCAGCUGAGCAGCCAGCUGCAGGCCCGGGACGGACAGGUGAAGAAGUGCGAGGACAGCAAGAUAAAGCUGCAGAACAACAUUUCCUAUCAGAUGGCAGACAUAAAUCGUUUAAAGGAACAACUGGCAGAAUUACGUCAAGAAUUCAUUCGCCAGGAAGAUCAACUUCAUGAGUACAAGAAGAACAACACUUACCUGACAAGGAGGUUGGAGUAUGACAGCCUGCAGUGUGGGCAGCAGAUCAAGGAAAUGAGGCUGCAGCAUGAAGAGAACAUAAAGAAAUUAAUGGACCAAGUUGUGCGGGAACAAAAGGCCACACAAAAAAUUCAGUCCAGUAAAGACACUGAAGUAAAUCCCAGUAAUGAUGAGCAGGCAAUAUCUAAGGCUGUUCCAGAGGCAGAAGAUAAAAACGCUGUAAAUAGUGAGCAGCCCUCAGAUCAUGCUGGAAAUGACAAAGAGAAAAUCAAACCAGGAGGAGAUGCAGGCAUGCCUGAAAUAGAAGAUAAUGACCCUGGUAAAGCUGAAGAUACUCCCACUGCUUUGAAGAGGCCACUCAUUUCAGCUUCUAAAAAUGAAGGUCAUCAGCCUGCUGCAAACCUCCCAACUGAACAGCCCCAUGCUCCAAACCUGGCACCAGGUCUGCACAGUGACAAUGAUGGAAAUGCUGAUAACGUGAGGCAGAUACCUCCUAAUUCUCUCCAGCACUUAAACUUUGAAGAAAACAUGGAAAAUCAGAAAGAACACAGAAUUGAGACAGACAAUAAAAAUAUCCCAAGGAGCAGACUCAGUGACUUGCAGAAGAUGAAGCAAAGCCGGUUCUUUGAUGAGAAUGAAUCCCCUGCUGAUCCCCAGCAGGGCUCUAAGCUGGCAGAUUAUAAUGGGGAUGAUGGGAACGUGGGUGAGUACGAGGCAGACAAACAGGCUGAGCUGGCUUACAAUGAGGAAGAGGAUGGUGAUGGUGGAGAAGAAGACGUCCAAGAUGAUGACGAAAGAGAUCUACAGAAUGACCUUGCUGAGUAUGGGAAGUCACACGUCAGUGAGGGAGUUCUGUAAGGCUGGAAGGAAGAGGGAUGAGGAGAGAGCUGAGGAACUUGAAGUGCUGCAAAACUGAACCAUUUUUACUUCAGUCUUUCUUGCUUUAAAGGAAGCUGAUAAUUACAAGUGAUGAGUCGACUCCCAGUCAGCAGAGGAACAGAAGGCAACAGUUCUGUACAUAUGUACAUAGUUGUACUAUUGCAAACUGUAUUAAAGCCACGUUUUUGUUGUUACAUUGAGCCAACUGCUUAGACUGUACCUGAUCUGUAACAAUCCUUACAUUUAAAACCAGUGUUAUAAAUACAGGCUGGAUUGUUUCUGCAAUUAGCAAACUUUGUAAACUGGAGAACUUGUACAGUUUGUAUCUGAUGUAACAAACACACUGUGGAAACAACAUCAGCCAAAGGACUCCUUUUCUACAGCACUGCCCCUGGGAGCAGAGAGCACUCCUGCUCCCCUCCUGCCCUGCUUCCCAGGUUCCAGGUGAGCUGUCAGUCAGAGAUGAAAACUCAGUGUUUGAAAACCUGCUCCUUGCCUGCUGGCACUGAGGAAAAGGCUCUGACAGUCUGGGGAAGCAACCAACACCUUCAUCCUCACAGCCCUGGAGCUCCAGCGGGAAGUCGGUGGCAGUCGGACUGAAUAACCCAAAACUUCCUGAAAAAGUGGUGUAACUAACAGCUUGUUUGAAAAGGUAAUAUAAAUCAUUCAGCCCAGCUUGUAGGGAAGCUUUGUGUGUGUGUUCAAGAGAAGCAGCCAAGUCACCGUGAAGCCCCAGGAAGGGAGAGCCCUGACCCAGGGCUCUGAGCAUCUGCCACCUCCCACUCGUGGGGUUUCUGCACUUUGUAAGUUCCAAUCCUUUUUGUGUUCUGUGUUUAAGCACUUUCUGGAUUUUAUGGGAAUGAUUCUGUUGAUCUGCAGCAGUGGAAAUGAAGGUGAUUAACCCAGCCUGCUUCUCCCAAGGGCUACUCUAGGGCCCAGGACAGGGGUGAUUGUACUUUCUCUCUGUACUCAGGUUCCAAUUUGCAGUAACAGUCGAGGUUUGCUCAGUGCAACUUCCCUGAGCCUUCUACACUCCAGUGCUUAUACAAUUUUAUUUUAUUAUUUUUGCUACAGGGUUCUUCUACGAAUCAGUCUUAAAAAUACAAGAAAUAAAGAUUUCGGGUUCUGACAAUGCAGCUCAAGGUUUUUUUGUUUGAGUUGAGCUUCUGAUUGCAUCCUCCUGGGAGGCAGGCAGGGGCAGAGCCUUUUGCAUGGUGCAGUGGACUCCCAGUUGGAAGGAAAAUGCUGAACCUGCUCAGAAUUAGAGACCAUACUAAUACCACACCAUGAGUAUAAACUUGUACCAGGACUCUAAGAAUAGCAGUCUGCAGUAAAUACUGUAUUUAAGCAAUUUUUUUGUUUGUCUUAAGAUGUAAUUUCACCCCGAAUUAGGUGUUAGCUUGAUUCUUCUAAUGAAAGCAACCGUUAAGGGUUCUAAUAAAUUAAGUUGUUUAAAGUAA
Messenger RNA from Calypte anna (Anna's hummingbird), 3162 nucleotides. It is a transcript of the gene GOLM2, whose product is annotated as cancer susceptibility 4. Lineage: Eukaryota; Metazoa; Chordata; Aves; Apodiformes; Trochilidae. Bases 365 to 1681 code for a protein of 438 amino acids. The transcript is spliced from 10 exons. The record is from RefSeq and is a predicted model, not a curated record.